AUAGACAGGAGCUGCCCUCGCAAAGUUGACCAGAGUCCAGCAUCUAUCCUGCACACGGAAAGUUGUUCACCUGAGGAGAGAGGAUGGACGCUGCUUACAAGAGGGUCAAUGGAAACUAUGGAGCGGAGGCAGAGACAGGGGACCAAGGACCGAGGAAGAGAAGAGGGUCGUACCUGGAGGAGGAGACGGACAAUAAGUCAGAAGUGAUCUCCUGCAUCUUCUCCCUGAAAGAGGAGGUCGGAGCUUUAGCCAAGUGUCUGAGGCUCUUUGAGGAGAAGGGCAUCAAUCUCACCCACAUCGAGUCCCGUCCCUCACGUAUGAACAAAGACGAGUACGAGUUCUUCAUCAGUGUGGACUCCUCUUGCUCUCAGGCCCUGGACGCUGUCAUCGACAGCCUGCGCACACAAAUCAGCGGCCAUGUGCACGAGCUAUCACGUAACAAAGAGAAGGACACAGUGCCAUGGUUCCCUAAUGACAUCCAGGACUUGGACCGUUUUGCCAACCAGAUCCUCAGCUACGGCUCUGAGCUGGAUGCUGAUCACCCGGGCUUCACAGAUCCAGUGUACAGAGCCCGCAGGAAGGAGUUUGCUGACAUCGCCUACAACUACAGACACGGCCAGAUCAUCCCUCGAGUGGAGUACACAGAGGCGGAGCGAGCCACAUGGGGCAAAGUGUUCAAGGAGCUCAAGACCCUGUACCCGACUCACGCCUGCCGUGAACACAACCGUGUUUUUCCUCUGCUGGAGAAAUACUGCGGCUACAGGCAGGACAACAUCCCCCAGCUGGAGGACGUCUCCCGCUUCCUGCAGUCAUGCACAGGUUUCCGGCUGCGCCCCGUAGCAGGUCUGCUCUCAUCCCGGGACUUCCUGGCUGGUCUUGCCUUCCGUGUUUUCCAUUCCACGCAGUACAUUCGUCAUGGCUCCAAGCCCACGUACACCCCUGAGCCCGAUAUCUGCCAUGAGCUCCUAGGUCAUGUUCCCCUGUUUGCUGACCCCAGCUUUGCCCAGUUCUCACAGGAAAUCGGUCUCGCCUCCUUGGGUGCUCCUGAUGAGUACAUUGAGAAACUCGCUACCGUGUACUGGUUCACUGUGGAGUUCGGCCUGUGUAAGCAGGGCUCAGAGGUCAAAGCUUACGGAGCCGGCCUGCUUUCAUCGUUUGGAGAGCUGCAGUACUGCUUGACAGAGGAGCCAAAAGUCUACCCCUUUGACCCCGACAAGACCAGCCUCCAGAAAUACCCAAUCACAGAGUACCAGCCCGUGUACUUUGUGGCUGAGAGCUUUGAGGACGCCAAGGAGAAAGUGAGGAAAUUUGCAGGUACCAUCCCCAGGCCUUUCACAGUGCGCUACAAUCCAUACACCCAGAGUGUUGAAGUGUUGGACAACACCAAGCAGCUCAGCAACCUGGCUGACAGCAUCAGUAGUGAAAUGGGGAAACUCUGUGAAGCCUUAAAGAAGCUGGAGUAACUUCAGCAAAGAAUUUCUUCUCAGUUCUGCUCAGCAUGCCUCUGAAUGGUCUUUCUUUGUAUUAAAACAAUUAUGCAAGUCAGAUAUUGACAAUAUUACUCUAACCAGUAUUUUAGUUUAGGUAAUACUUACGUAGGAUGAUAAGGAAUGUGUCUGUAGCAGCUGAAAUAUUAUGACUAUCACAAUAUAAAUGUUAUGAAUGUUAGAGAUGUGUUUUUGAACAUGAGAAUGUUUUGACAAUCAUUGAAGUGAAUUUAAAACCAAUAUGUGAAUAUCAAAUUUAGCUCUUUUUAUGUUGUAGAGCAGCUUAGAUAGCCAGUAUUUUGUAGAUCAAUUCAAACCUAAAGACAUAUCAAGAGGUAAUUUUUGUGACUAACUUUCAUACUGCUUAAUGAAAUGUUUUGUAUAUGCAUGUAAUGUUGUAAUAAAAAAAUAAAUAUUACUUUUGUC
Messenger RNA from Cheilinus undulatus (humphead wrasse), 1913 nucleotides. It is a transcript of the gene pah, whose product is annotated as phenylalanine hydroxylase. Lineage: Eukaryota; Metazoa; Chordata; Actinopteri; Labriformes; Labridae. The record is from RefSeq and is a predicted model, not a curated record. Gene Ontology annotation, biological process: L-phenylalanine catabolic process; L-tyrosine biosynthetic process. Gene Ontology annotation, molecular function: phenylalanine 4-monooxygenase activity; iron ion binding. Bases 84 to 1463 code for a protein of 459 amino acids. The transcript has 13 exons.